CCUGAAAUAGGAAGAAAACAGUGACAGCCGCGCCACCCGCUAAACAAGGCGAAGCGCACGGCAACAAAUCUCGCAAUCGCUGCCCCGUUUAAAUGAGCGGAGGAGCCGGCGGGAGGAGAGCGGAGCCAGACGGCGCACAGGAUCGCUGCUCUUAUCCGACACGGGAACCACAAGGAUGAAUCACCAUGUGGCCACCAAAGGGCUGUGACAUCACCGUGAAUCUGUGGACGGAGGCCGAGCGUCGGGCGCCGGAGCUAACUCUGCUUUCCUAACCUCGCUUUGGGAAUACUGCAACCCCUUAUAUUGGAUUUCUUUGUUUGUUUUGCUGCUGCAAAAUAGAGCCGUUAUCUGCCAGCGUUCCCGUUGAGGUUCAGCUUUAAGAUCAGGAGCCGGUGAUCUUUAAAAAAAAAAAAAAGGACUGCCCUCCCUCACCUCCACAAUGGAGACUCUGUCCCAAGAUUCGAUUCUGGAGUGCCAGAUCUGCUUUAACUACUACAGCCCGCGGCGGCGGCCCAAACUGCUGGAUUGCCGGCACACGUGCUGCUCGGUGUGUUUGACCCAGAUGCGCAGCAGCCAGAAGGAGAUCCGCUGUCCCUGGUGCCGCGGCGUCACCAAACUCCCGGCGGGCCUGUCCGUCUCGCAGCUGCCGGACGACCCCGACAUCAUCACCGUCAUCGCCAUCCCGCACGCCUCCGAGCACACGCCCGUCUUCAUCCGCCUGCCCAGCAACGGCUGCUACAUGCUGCCCCUGCCGGUCGCCAAGGAGCGGGCGCUCGGCCUGCCGGGGGAGCUGGGCUGCCGCUUCCUGCCCGGCGGCCAGCAGAAGGGCGUGACGGUGGUGACCGUGCCCGAGCAGCAGCCCCUGGGCCUGGGCAUGGGCCUGGAAGGCGUGGCGGUCGGGCUGGAGGGAGGAGACGGCGAGAGGAGGAGCGUGGGGCCGGUGGGAGGAGGGAAGGGCUCCACGUGGUCCGGCGUGUGCACGGUGAUCCUCGUGGCGUGCGUGCUGCUCUUCCUCCUGGGCAUCGUGCUGCACAACAUGUCCUGCAUCUCCAAACGCUUCACCGUCAUCUCCUGCGGCUGAGGAGGUGGGAGAGGCCGCCCGGACUGCCACGGAUCCCCCCCUGGACUCCCCCCCCGUCUAGCCCCGCGUCUCCUCGGGUCGGGACUGUGCUGAGGAGAGGGGACUAAACUCACAUCACGGGCAUCCAAGGAGGCUACCGAGAGAAAAGCAAUGAGACAGAUGGAGUCAAAAGACGGGGCACGAAAGAAAACCACAAAUUGGAAACCGGGUCCAUCAUUGCCUCCCCCUUUUGUUGUGAUUUGGAGGAUGCUUGACACGAAAUGCAUUGUAAUAUUUGAAUGGAAAUAUACACACACACAUGUCCCUGCCCACCUUGAACACCCUUAUUUUCUUCUUGGACAGCAGCAUUUUGCAGACCCUGAACCCUUUCUGAUCUUUCCAUUUUCUCAGAGAAAAGGCCUUGGUAAUGACUCGAGAUUUUUUUUUUUUUUUUUUUUUUAGGCUGCCUGUGGCUAAGGGUUGGGCUCACACACACACACACACACACACACAGUAUCGGUGGGUUGCCUGUUUAGUCUGUGGUCUGUAGAAGUACAUCCGUUAUCGUUGUGUUGUUUAGCCGAGUGUCGGAUCCCAGAGCGGUGUCUCCAGCUGGUGCUGCAGUACAGAGUGUCUGGACUUGGCUGCGCUCUGUUCUCUGGCGCUGCAGGAAUUAACUAUGUAGAGUCCACCUCUGGCCCCGGCUGAAUCACCGGGGGGACUCAGCAGAAUCAACACCGCUUUCAUUUUCUCGCUUCUCACGCGCUCACAAACUGUUUCUGCGGUGGGUCCAUGUAGUUUUGUAGAGCAAAAAAAAAAAGAAAAAGAAAAAGACACACGGAUCGUAUUGUGAUUCAUGCCAGCGUAGUGUGUAGACCCACCCUGAAAGCACAGGCCUUUAACGGACAUGCAGAGGUAACACGUAUUGAAUCGCUUGUAUUGAGGCUUUAAAUGUUUUGAAUAUAGGGGCAGAUGUGCCACUUUGUGUAGCCGUCUGGUCGGGUGCUCUGCCAGGAAAUUAAACGCUCGCUGACAAAAUAUCCAUGAAAUGUCCUCACGCCCACAGAAAAAAAAAAAAAAAAAAAAAAAAAAAGGAAGCAGAGACAUGCAGGAAUGGUGGCAC
Molecule: messenger RNA, 2183 nt
Organism: Myripristis murdjan (pinecone soldierfish)
Lineage: Eukaryota; Metazoa; Chordata; Actinopteri; Holocentriformes; Holocentridae
Product: E3 ubiquitin-protein ligase RNF152-like
Exons: 2
Coding region: 440-1081 (213 amino acids)
Biological process (GO): protein polyubiquitination; apoptotic process; negative regulation of TORC1 signaling
Cellular component (GO): lysosome
Molecular function (GO): ubiquitin protein ligase activity
Source: RefSeq, a predicted model, not a curated record